Messenger RNA from Toxotes jaculatrix (banded archerfish), 5091 nucleotides. Its product is annotated as protein FAM171A2. The record is from RefSeq and is a predicted model, not a curated record. Lineage: Eukaryota; Metazoa; Chordata; Actinopteri; Toxotidae. Bases 116 to 2632 code for a protein of 838 amino acids. The transcript is spliced from 8 exons.
ACCAUUCAGAGCCGCACAGCCGAGCUAUGUCUGAGGAGUGAAGCCCAAACGCACACGGCUCGGAGAGAUAUGGAUACAUGGCCGCCGAGCUGGGACUAGAGAUGUAGUUGCAAGGAUGCCAGACAACUGCGUCUCCCGUUUGCUCCUGUUCGUGUGGGUCUGCGCGGUUUGGGAGGCGCUGGCCAAAUCUCUUCCAGAUCAGGGAGCAUUUGAGGUGCAAAUAAAAGUCCAGGUGUUUGACAACAGCGACCUGUCACCAUUGGCGGACGCUCAUGUGGAAGUCCACGGGAAUCAAACCAUCUUAGCGUCCAGCAGAGCCGGCAGCGAUGGUGUCGUGAGAGUCAGCUUCCUGUACCGCGCCGGAACAUGGGUGAUCAUUACAGCCUCCAAACAGGACUACGUCACCAACUCUGUGCCCUGGCACUCCAGCCGCAUCCCCUUGUAUGCAUCAGUUAGCCUGUACCUCCUUGUUCAAAGGCCAGGAACUCUUAUUCUGUACGAUGACGUCCUGCAGGUGCUGUCUGGGUCGCCAGGAGCUCGUAACCAGCCGCUGGUGCAGCUCCAGAGGAAGUCCCUUCAGCUUCCGUCCAACUCCAACUACACGGCGCUGUCUGCUGCAAUGACCACAGCCCGGAGUCAGUAUGAAAUCGGUGGUUUCCCGUUUCUCCUGGGCCAAGAGACCAACAGCUCAGGUGCAGAAACAGGGUGGACAGACUUGACAGCUUUGGCAGUGGUCAGCAUUCAGCUCUUUGACAAAGAUGGCGUUGCAAUCCAGGUCUCAGAUCCGAUCCACAUCUCUGUGCCGCUGCCGUCCGACACCCGGAACAGGAUGGCUACGAGCGUACCUGCUUGGCUGUAUCAGCCUAAGACGGGACUUUGGGUCAGGAACGGGACGGGCUACAUCAAAAAGGACGGCACACAGUUUGUCUGGAACAUCGUGGUUCCUCAGAUGGGAUACUGGUUGGCUGCGUUCCCUUCGUCUUCAGGAUUGGGUUUGUCUCACCCAGGCUUGAGGGACAUCACAACCUACCACACCCUGUUCCUGCUCUCCAUCCUGGGCUCGCUGGCCCUGCUGGUGCUCAUCCUGCUCUGCGUGCUGCUCUACUACUGCAGGUGUGGGGAGCGUAGGCGCAGGCGGAAGUGUUUGAAACCUCGUCGACAGCAAGGCAAACCCCACACAUCCAAUCUGAAUGGAGCGAAGAGAGAUCAGGGUACAUCCACUUCACGCCUGAACCUGAUCUGUGGAGGCCAUGUUGAGUCUGGUCCUUCUAAUGACAAAUCUGACUUGUCCCCAUCUCGAGACUACCAGAGUUCAAGGGAGGACUUAACCAAACAUGUUCCAGCUCACAUGCUGCGACAUGCAAAGGGGAAAAAUGCUUCAGGUCCCCAAAGAGGGGAAAGCUUCCCCAUGAAGGUUACCCGUGCCACCGAGACCAACAACUUGGACAACCCUUUGCUGCAUGAAGACUACAACCGGAGCUACAGCCCCAUGGAGGGCAAAGAGUCUGAAUAUCUCCGACACCACAACGCCAACGACAAUCGAGGGUACUCCUCCGAUCCCCCGUCCCCGCCUCGUUUCCAAGGCUACGUGCCAAGCCAGUCCGACAAACCUCCAGAGUAUUCUGCAGCAGCAGCUGACAGCCUUGCCAGGCCCACCUCCCUGAACACCCAACCAGGUCAAAUCAUCUUCUGCAGCUCCAUCGACCAGAUGAAGGAGAACAUGUACAGGAGUAUGGUGCCAACCCUGGUCAUUCCAGCUCACUACAUGCGCCUGCCCUCUGAAUUUUCUGGUAAAGAUGGAAAGGACCAGAAGGAGCAAGACAAAGAUGGUGCCCAGAUGGGAGGAGGCCAGCAGCAUCAUCAUCACCACUCCCAGAAACAAGGCCAACAGCAGCAACAGCAGCAGCAAGGUGGAUCCCAAGGUGACGACUCUGAAGAGCCAAGCUGGGCGUCCGACUCCUCCGGUGGACCUGUGACCAUCCCUGUGCUCUUCAAUGACUCUACCAUGGCUCAGAUGAAUGGAGAAUUGCAGGCUCUGACCGAGAAGAAGCUUCUGGAGCUGGGUGUUAAACAGCACCCACGGGCGUGGUUCAUCUCCCUGGAUGGACGAGCUAACGCUCACGUGCGCCACUCCUACAUAGACGUUGGAAAUGAUCUCAGUGGUGGUGGUGGUGGAUUUGGAGGUGGUUCCAGCAGCACUCCCCGAGACAUCAACCUUGAACCUCCUCUGGAAGCCCAAGAACGAAAGUCAGCAGUGAACCGGAAGGGAAAAGAUGAGCGCUGGGGAACAGGAGGACGAAAGGGCCAUGGUGCUAGCAGCAGUGGUGGGAAGAGUUACUCUAAACUGGCCUACCCUGACCACAGCGAGCCCAGCAGCAGCGAGGGACGCCCUGUCUCACCCGAGGAGAACUCCCUCACCCCUCUCCUGGAUGAAGGUCCAUCCUCUCGUGGUUCCACCAUCCCCAGAAGAGGACGCAGUCGUGUGAACAGCAGCCGCAGCAGCAACAGCGAGAACCGCCGUGACUCCAUGACCAGUCCUGAGGAUGAUCCAGAUGACAAAGACGAGAACAAGAAGAGCCCAUGGCAGAAGAUUGAAGACAGGCCUCUCAUGGUCUUCCACCCAAGGAAGUGAGCUUUUUGAACUUUCUGAACACUGGACCUUUAACAAUCCUUUCAAAGGGGAAUCUUUUCACAUCAAUCAUGGAAGAAGAGUGAUGUUUUCACCGAGAGAAAUCUCAAUAAGCACAACCAUGCUUCUUCAUUGGUCCAUUUUCAGGUUGUUGUUUGACCUUUGUGUCUCUGGUCAGGUGCAAGCACUUUCUCAUUACUCUCGUAGUCUCACUGUCAGUUAAUCCCACUGGUUUCCACUGAGAUGACCUAUUGCAGACUGAAAUCUACCCAGUUUAUUGUAAAUCCUGUCACCUAUCACAUCACUGAACCAUCGUCUGAGCCAUUGCAUAUACUGACUGUGGAAAUAGCCAUUUUAUAGAGCAAAAUAUAAGAAUAAAGCACUUACUAAUAAUUUGAGAAUUGAUUGGUUGAUACUUACCAAGUAUUUAGAAGUGGAUGACAUUUUUAUGGGAUUGAUGGGUAUUUAGGCAAAUUAGAUUUCCUUCCCUGAACUUACUCUACACAAAGGCUCGUAUUGAUGGGAGAAUUUGUGCGCCUUUCUUUGCUUGACUGCUUUUCCGUCCUAAACUGUAACUCGGAUAAGUUUUCUUUAGAGGAAACAGCUCCCCAAAGCCUGAAUAUGUAGGAAACCUAUCAAUUGUAUUGAUUUUUUCUUUCUUGAGCCCCUGUGAAUGGAUAAUGCAAACUACAAAGUCCAGCGUGCGACUUGCAUUUUGCUCCUUCAGGGAUGUACUUGAUUUCCUCUUCCUCCUGUACUGUGUUCAUGUGUUGUAAUUACUUAUUCAGAUAGUAAUGAUUUGAAAUGUUGAGCAUCAUCUUCAAGUCUCUCUGUCAUCCUUCCUGUCAUCGAUUUAUCGCAGUGAUCUACUGUACAAUUCUGCCAAAAGUAAGCAUUUCUGCCUUUCUCCUGUUGUUGAGGUUUUUUCGGGACUUCUUUGCGAUUUCUGUUGUGUAAAUAGAUUUCCAGACAUUUGAAAGACCAUUUGGUAUAGAAAGGUUGCAUGCAUAUGAAUGUAUGGAAUAAACAAAAGGCACCAAAAGCCCCCCACAGUUUUUUGGGCUCUUGCGUAGACAACCCCUAAUCGCCAAGAAACGUGGUCUAAAAGAGAAGUGGCGCAGCAAAAACAUCACUUUACUUGAAGACUUACCUAUUUAAUAUUCUACUGAGAUCUACAGGGGUUGUUUGUAGACAGGGCCUGUACCACUUCUCUCCUGUAAGUGCCUUCUUUCACAUAGAAUCGAGUGAUAGGCAUACAGGUCCCUUAUUCAAAUGCAGUUAGUCGCCACCUAAACAACGCUGUCGAGAUCGGCAAGCACUAAUAAGCACACUGCAUUGUGGUAACAACAACACGCGUCACUCUGGGGAGCAUGCCUGCCAAAACUGACAACUUUUCUUGCGGCUGUUAUGUCCUUGAAUAUCUUAAUUUCUUAUAUCUAUCCUCUUUUUCACCAAACUUGUAAAUGGUAUGAUGAAGUAUAUGAGAUUUUAUGUGUAUACAGUAUGAUGUGCAUGUAACAUGUAGAAUAGGGUGUUUUUAACAAAACCUUUUUUGAAACGAUAACGAGGACGUUUGGCACAAAAUGUGAUGCACUGACGCAUUGAAUUGUGUUGGCAAAAGAACUUGGUUAUAUGAUGAUACACUGAUUUUUUCCCCCCUUAAUCCAGUUCUAACAAAAUUCACUUCCGGUCGUAAAUGUUUACAACAAUAACAUACUGACCAACACGCUCCCGCUGUUAUUAGCAUCACCACUGCCGACGACGCAUCAACAACUGUGAACUUAAUUACAUCAUCAAGCAGAUUUGUAAAAGCUCACAAGUUUGGAAAACUUGAAGAGGUUUGUGUUUUGUUCUUUUUUUUGUGUUUUCUUUUAGUUUUGUUGCAGAGUAAUAGAUUGAUUACGAAGUGAAAAUCUUGAAGGCUGUAUAAAAGUCAUGCUGACUUGUUGCUCCUUUUCACCAUUCGCUUGCUGUUCAUAAGCCUGUGUCAGUAGCCUACAGUACAAACUGAAAAUGUGAUGUAAGUCUAAGUCUGAAGAAAAACACAGCCAUGAAGCGAUUCCUACUGAAAUGUUGUGUCCACUGCUGUAAAUGUAAGGUUUUUUUGGACAAGAUAUGGAAUUACUAUGAGUUGUGCAAUUGUGGCUUUCCUUGUUUUUGUUUUACAUGAGAGAUCUGUGUGUUUCUCGGUAGAUUUUGUGAACUUGUGUUUGGACAGUUUCAGAGAGUAUUCAGUCACAGCUGAUUUACACAAGAACUGAACGCCCAAGACACGCAUUAAACCUGGUGAACAUGCUUCGUUGGAUUUUUGAGAGUACCACACUUAAGAAGGUCAGGAGGACUGAACUGUAGGCCUUCAUCCUGUGCAGUAAAUCACUUGCUUCAUAAACCUGGUCAGUUGUUUGUAAACUGUAAAUUGAUUCUUUCUGUACAUGAGACAAAAUAGAAAUAAAUUUGUUCCC